Messenger RNA from Zootoca vivipara (common lizard), 2733 nucleotides. The record is from RefSeq and is a predicted model, not a curated record. NCBI's taxonomy places the organism in Eukaryota, Metazoa, Chordata, Lepidosauria, Squamata, Lacertidae.
AUGGCACUGGAGUUUGAUGGCAUCACGCAACCCAAUUGGAAAGAAAUUGUGAACAAGAAGUUGAAGUUCCCGGAAGGCCUCCUCAACGCCAUCCAAGAUGGGCAACUGAUGAAGGUCCAGCAGCUGCUGCAGGUGAGUGACGGGAUCCUGAAGCAGCUGGAUGAGGCCGAGGACCGGGCGUGGCGAGAGGCUCUCAACCUGGCUAUCCGCACGGGCGGCGAGGACAUCACCAAGACGCUGCUGCGCGUUGUCAAGUUUGACUUCCGGCAGAUCCACGAGGCCUUGCUGGUUGCUGUGGAUACCAACCAGCCCACCGUGGUCAAGCUGCUGCUGGACCGCCUGGACCAGGAGAAAGGCCGCAAGAUGGACAUCAAGUCCUUCUCCUCGGCCUUGUUUGACAACUCCAUCGACAACUCGCGCUUUGCCCCGGGCGUGACGCCCCUCACCUUGGCUUGCGAGAAGGACCUCUACGAAAUCGUGGACAUGCUCAUGAAGAAGGGCCACGCCAUCCCGGGGCCGCACAAGGUCUCAUGCUCCUGCCUGGAGUGCUCCAACGGCCGCAAGUUCGACCUGCUCAAGUUUUCGCUUUCUCGCAUCAACACUUACAAGGGCAUCGCCAGCCGGGCACACCUCUCCAUCGCCAGCGAAGACGCCAUGUUGACGGCCUUCAAGCUCAGCCGAGAGCUCAAGCGCCUCUCCAAGAAGGAGCCCGAAUUCAAGCCUGAGUACCUGGCCCUGGAGCAGCUGUGCCAGGAGUUUGCCUUUGAGCUGCUGGGAAUGUGCCGCAACCAAAGCGAGGUGACGGCCGUCUUGAAUGACGUUGCGGAUUCCUCGAAUGACGAGGAAGAGGAGGACCUCGAUGACCAGGCCUUUGAGGAGGGGAUCCCCAACUUGGCGAGGCUUCGCUUGGCUGUCAACUACAACCAGAAGCGGUUUGUCGCCCACCCCAUCUGCCAGCAAGUGCUGUCGUCCAUCUGGUGCGGGAGCCUGCAGAGCUGGCGGGGCAGCACCUCGCUCUGGAAGGUCUUCGUCUCCUGUUCCAUCUUCAUGGGGAUGCCUUUCCUGUGCCUCAUCUACUACGUGGCCCCAAAAUCCAAGUUUGGCAAAAUGUUGAAGAUCCCCGUGAUCAAGUUCCUUCUGCAUUCGGCCUCGUAUGUCUGGUUCCUGGUCUUCCUUCUGGCAGAGUCGCUGGUGCUGGAGUACAACAACGAGACCUUUUCGGGGCGGAACCAGAACAUGUGGGAGACGUCGCUGCACAUGAUAUGGGUGGCAGGUUUCUUCUGGUUUGAGUGCAAAGAGGUUUGGAUCGAGGGCUUCCGCAGCUACCUCUUGGACUGGUGGAACUUCCUGGACAUCGUCAUGCUCAGCAUGUACCUGGCCUCCUUUGUCCUCAGGCUCCUGAUCUUCUUCCAGGGCCGUGUUUUCUGUCUGGAUAACAAAGAGUCUGCAGAGUGCCGUUACUACACGGAAGCGGAACGUCGGGAGUGGCACACCGAAGACCCCCAGUUCAUCGCCGAGGUGCUGUUUGCCGUGACCAGCAUGCUGAGUUUCACCCGCCUGGCUUCCAUCCUGCCCGCCCACGAAACCUUGGGGACCCUGCAGAUCUCCAUUGGCAAGAUGAUCGACGACAUGAUCAGGUUCAUGUUCAUCAUGAUGAUCAUCCUGACCGCGUUCUUGUGUGGGAUGAACAACAUCUACGUCCACUACCAAGAGUCUGAGAAGCUGGGGAGCUUCAACGAGACGUUCCAGUUCCUCUUCUGGACCAUGCUUGGGAUGGAAGAACACGAUGUGGUGGACAUGCCCCAGUUCCUCAUGGCUCAGCUGGUGGGGAGGGUGCUGUAUGGGGUCUUCACCAUCGUCAUGGUGGUCGUCCUCCUCAACAUGCUCAUUGCCAUGAUCACCAACUGCUUCCAGAAAAUUGAGGUGAGUGCUGCCGCCGGGGGUGUGGGGAACGAUGCCGACGUGGAGUGGAAGUUUGCCCGCUCCAAGCUCUACUUGUCUUUCUUCAGGGAAGGCUUGACACUGCCAGUGCCCUUCAACAUCAUCCCGUCACCAAAGUCCAUCUUCUACGUCGUCAGGGGCCUCUUCCGCUUCCUGUGCUGUUACAAACCAAAGCGCCAGCAGAAAUACCCCCCCAUCACAACCAUUUCUAACCCCUGCAUGGAGGAGGGUGGCCAGCGUACGGAGAGCCGCGCUGCCUACCGGCGCCAAGUGCUCAAGGCUCUGGUGCAGCGCUACAUCGACACAGCCCGGCGGGAGUUUGAGGAGAGCCGCAGGAAAGAUCUGGGGAACCGCCUGACGGAGCUGAACAAGUCUGUGGUGCGCCUCCUCUCCGACAUGAAGCAGCUGCGCCACACCGUGGCCGACAACGGCAUGGCGGACAACCCCUUGAACGGGACCAGUGUCCUGCACAAGUACAUCAUGAAGGUGCGCAGCAGCUUCCAGAGCUACGAUAAUGAGGCAGGCGGCUCUAAGCAGGGGCCCCCCACGGACACCGCCUUGCCCCAGGAUGGGGCCAUUGCUGAAGAGGACGCAACACCGUUGCCUCAGGAACCCUCUGAGGGACAACAGGCGGAAGCUGAGGAAGGGCCGCCCCAGGGGGAAGCUGAGGAGAGACAGCCUGGGGUGGAGGCUGAGGAGAGGCCGCUGGAGGUGGAAGCUGAGGAGAGGCCACCCCAGGUGGAAGUAGAGGUGGCAAUCGAAGAGAACCCUGUAGGAGAACCAGAGACUUGA